AUGUCGUUUCAGAUUGAAUGGCCCACCCUCGAUGAGAUUACAUUGGAGAAAAUCAAGGCACAAAUUACUGAGGUCAUGAACAAGGGCGAGCUUCCAGAUGCAAUCUGUGACGUCAUGCGGGUGACCGACCUCGACCUUGGGAACAUCGCACCCACGCUCCAGUUCAUGGACAUCCCCGACGUGUCCGAGGACGGAUUCGAGGGGCACUUCAAGGUGGCCUACGCCGGCAACGGCAGCAUCACCCUCCAGACCAAAGUGCAGGUGAACCCUUUCGCGGCCAAGACAGUGCCGAGCAAGCGGGCACUGCGACACCUGGGCGGUCUCAUCGCCCACGAGCCGAUGGUGGUGCCGCUCCGCAUCACCAUCUCGCAGGUGCGGAUCGACGGCGACCUCGUGCUCAACAUCAAGAAGCGCGCCAAGGCCCACGACCCGCGCAGCGACGGCAGCCUCAUCCUCGAGAACACCAACACCGCCGUCAGCGCUCCGGCGGCGGACAGCGAGCUGUCGAUACCGCACAUCGCCGCGCAGUUCAAGGUCGACCCGCUGCAGAGCGUGAACAUCUCGUCGAGCUUCGACGACUUUGGGUCGGUGAAGGACUACCUGCAGGAGCAGGUCGAGGGUUCCCUGCGCAAGCUCUUCGUCGAGGACUUCCCGCAGAUCGUGAGCGGCAUCAACAAGCAGCUCGAGACCGCCGCUCACGCGAAGCACAACACCGUCGUCGUGCUCGCCCCCAAGUGA
Acanthamoeba castellanii str. Neff is the source of this 738-nucleotide messenger RNA. RefSeq names its product histidine kinase family protein. Bases 1 to 738 code for a protein of 245 amino acids. Gene Ontology annotation, biological process: mitochondrion organization; phospholipid transport. The transcript has 3 exons. Gene Ontology annotation, molecular function: lipid binding. Lineage: Eukaryota; Discosea; Longamoebia; Acanthamoebidae. Gene Ontology annotation, cellular component: ERMES complex. The record is from RefSeq and is a predicted model, not a curated record.